AUGCCUACCACAGAUGAGAUUACCCAGCAUGACCAUAUGCACGCAUGGUCCUCAGCCAUCAACAAGCCCCAAACAGCUCAAGAGGUUGACGCCGGAGCUCCGCCCGAGAAGUCUACAUCUUCAGGCUUACAGAAGACCUCGUCCGGCCUUGAAACUACCCGCCAGCGCCUCGGCCUCCACCCCACCGCACCCAUUUCAGAAGAUCACGAUGUCGCGCCCCAUCAAGACCUUCUCUGGAGUCGCGUUCGACUGACCCUUCGAGAGCCAUUCGCCGAGUUCUGGGGUACAUUCAUACUGGUGCUAUUUGGGAACGCAAGCGUGGCCCAGGUACUUCUAAGCCAGCGACUUGAGACAGCGCCCGGUGCCAAUGGCUUCGGGGAGUAUCAGUCAAUCUCCUGGGGCUGGGGCUUGGGCGUGAUGCUCGGCGUGUACGUCGCAGGCGACUCCGGUGCCUACCUCAACCCCGCCAUCACCUUCUCGAGCUGCCUCUACCGCGGGCUACCCUGGCGCCGCUUCCCGCUGUACUUCAUCGCGCAGAUGCUGGGCGGCUUCGUGGCGGCAGGAGUGCUUUACGCAAACUACGUAACGGCCAUCGACGACUUUGAGGGAUACGGCAUUAGGACUGUCCCACCGAUUCCGACGGCUACCGCGGGGAUCUUCUGCACGUAUCCGCAGACGUUUUUGACAAAAUCAAGCCAGUUCUUUUCGGAGUUCAUUGCUAGUACUUUACUUAUGUUUGUCAUCUUUGCGCUGAAGGAUGAUAGUAACAACGGCGGCGGCGGGAACUGGUUUCCUCUGGGUCUCUUCUUCCUCAUCUUCGGCCUCGGUGCCUGCUUCGGCUACGAGACCGGCUAUGCCAUCAACAUGGCUCGAGACACCGGACCACGUCUAAUGUCCUACUUCCUUGGAUACGGCUCAGAAGUUUGGUCUGCUGGAGAUUACUAUUUCUGGGUGCCCAUUGUGGCACCGUUUCUGGGUUGCGCGUUUGGUGGGUUCUUGUAUGAUGUGUUCAUCUUCACCGGUAAAAGUCCGGUCAAUACGCCGUGGAUGGGGCUUAAGAGGGUGGCGAAGCCGAAUGAGGCGUGGAAGGCGCAUAAGGCGCAUGAGAGAAGGGUGAAAGAGGAAGGGAUCGUUUGA
Coniosporium apollinis CBS 100218 is the source of this 1137-nucleotide messenger RNA. RefSeq lists its product as uncharacterized. NCBI's taxonomy places the organism in Eukaryota, Fungi, Ascomycota, Dothideomycetes. Gene Ontology annotation, molecular function: glycerol channel activity; water channel activity. Bases 1 to 1137 code for a protein of 378 amino acids. Gene Ontology annotation, cellular component: plasma membrane. The transcript has 3 exons. Gene Ontology annotation, biological process: water transport; glycerol transmembrane transport. The record is from RefSeq and is a predicted model, not a curated record.